AAAAUGAUUGGUAUGGUAAACGUGCCCUGCGAUUCACCCAUUGACUACUACGCUGCUCCUCGUAGAGAUGAACCGCCACAUUGCAAAAAUACCGAUGGAGUUACGAGACCACCGCUGAAACGGACGCCUUCGUACAGGCCACUGUUCAUGAGCACCCGAAAGAAGAUCGUUUAUGCACCGGAUGGGAGAAAAUACAGUGAUGGCGUCGCACUUGAGAAUGACAAUCUUAGCGUGCUUGAACUGUGA
Messenger RNA from Cylicostephanus goldi, 246 nucleotides. The record is from the annotation of a GenBank genome assembly. Lineage: Eukaryota; Metazoa; Nematoda; Chromadorea; Rhabditida; Strongylidae.